This is a messenger RNA of Chara braunii, 1072 nucleotides long. Lineage: Eukaryota; Viridiplantae; Streptophyta; Charophyceae; Charales; Characeae. The record is from the annotation of a GenBank genome assembly.
ACAGUGCAAUUGUGUAGAACGCGAUGCGUUACCUGCAGAGACAUGUUGGAGGUGCUUGGAAAGGGCCAUACCACCUUGAGGUUUUGGGUGACCCGCACGAGUUCCACAAGGAGCCCACGCCGAACGAGCCCAAGAGAAAGGACACCACGUUGUGGGAGCCCGAUGCGAAGGCUAAUUGUGAGAAGCUCGCAACGACAGAGUGGUGGGCGACUUAUGGCGGCGAUGUCUCCGACUUGCAGGCCAUUGCCAUCAAAAUCGUGAUUGAGAGACGCAAGAAGAAGGUUCGGGAAAACGAACCGGAGCUGCGGCGACCAUUGGACGUUGUGCAAGAGCGAGAAGAGGAACAUCAGGAACAAAGUGAAGCGGUUGUGAAGAUGGUGGAAGUCGCACUCCAAGAAGAGGGAAACGACAAGGUGCAGCCAAAAAGGCAAAGGAGGCGGACCAGCAAGAGGCGGCGCACCACAAACUGGCACAAAAAGGCGGAGGAAAAGGACCAGCAAGAAAACAAGGACAACAUGGAGCAACAAAAAGAGGUGGAGAUGGAGCACGAAGAAGAGGACAAGGAGAUGGAGCAUGAAGAGGACGAGGAGGGGAUGGAGAGGCAAGGAGAGCAGGAGGACAUGGAACAGCAAGAAGAGGCGGAGGUCAUGGACCAGCAGGACAUGCAACACAAUGUGGAUGAGGAGGACGGCGAAGAGGAGCACCAGCCUGUAGUGAAGACUGUGUACACGUGUAGGCAACGACUGGUUGUGUCCUCACAGUCGGUCGAGGACAUUCCCGACUUCCCUCCCAACAAUGAGGUUGUCCAACAUGACAACCUGUGGGUGAGCAGGGUGGGGAGGAAGAGAAAGGAACCGAUGAAGGAUGCUGCUACAAAGCCUAAACGUGCUUAUGGUAGAGCCCGCAAGCUGAAGACCGUUGAACCUGUUGCAAAACCAAAGAAAAAGAGUCGCCAACGCAAGGCUCGAGCGGAGGUUGUGGAGGAUGACCCCGAUUCAGAUAACUGCAACCUUCCACAUUCCUCUGUAGUAUUCCACUGAAAGUUUCGAGCCCGUAUUGGCAUAAGGGUGUG